Molecule: messenger RNA, 1524 nt
Organism: Aspergillus wentii DTO 134E9
Lineage: Eukaryota; Fungi; Ascomycota; Eurotiomycetes; Eurotiales; Aspergillaceae
Product: carotenoid oxygenase family protein
Exons: 5
Coding region: 1-1524 (507 amino acids)
Biological process (GO): carotene catabolic process
Molecular function (GO): carotenoid dioxygenase activity
Source: RefSeq, a predicted model, not a curated record
AUGGCCACCGCAGACGAACUACAUGUUGGGAAACACUUCCCCAACCGUCCCCAAUUCUCAGGCUUCAUGAAGCCAUGUCGCUUUGAGGCCGAAGUUCAAAACCUGGAGGUUUACGGUGAAAUCCCCCAAGAUAUCGAUGGCACGUUCUACCGCGUGAUGCCAGAUCCGCAACUGCCACCUUUUUUCGAGAAUGAUCCGUGGUUUAAUGGAGAUGGGAACAUCAGCGCUUUUCGGAUUAAGAAUGGAUCUGUUUCCUUCCAGCAACGAUAUGUGCAGACGGAGAAGUUUACUCGGGAACGAGAGGCGCAGAGAUCCUUGAUUGGUGUUUUACAGAAAACCACCUUGUUUGGCAAAUAUCGAAACAAAUUCACCGACGCAGUCGAGUUCAAAGUCCGCAGCACCGCAAAUACAAACGUGGUUUACUUCAACGGCCAGCUUUUGGCAUUAAAGGAAGACUCUCCUCCUUAUGCCCUAGAUCCACAGACUCUAGAGACGAAGGGGCUGCAUACGUUUGACGGACAGCUUCCGAGCCUAACUUUUACUGCUCAUCCAAAAUUCGACCCCGAUACGGGAGAGAUGAUUUGUUUCGGCUAUGAAGCUAAAGGAGAUGGGACUCCGGAUGUUUGCUAUUAUACUGUGAGUCCGAAGGGAGAAUUUACGCAGGUGGUUUGGUUGGUUGCGCCUGUUGUAGCUAUGAUUCAUGAUUUUGCUGUCACAGAGAACUGGGUUCUGUUCCCUUUGAUCCCGCAGUUAUGUGAUAUCGAGCGAAUGAAGAAGGGUGGAGAGCAUUGGGAAUGGAGUCCAAGUACUCCGUUCUAUAUUGGCGUUAUACCCAGAUAUGGUGCGAAAGCAUCUGAUGUUAAAUGGUUCUCCUAUCAAAACUCCUUCCCAGGACACACAGCAAACGCAUACGAGAACGCAGAUGGCCAAAUCACGUUUGACCUUGGACUUAGCAACACGAACGUCUUUUACUGGUGGCCCGACUCUGAAGGAAAUGCCCCGGAACCCAGUCAGAUACACUCACAACUGACUCGAUUCGUCUUCGACCCCAAAUCCAACGACCUCAAUCUUCUACGACCACAAGUCUUACAGAACGGCAACACGGAAUUCUACCGAAUCGACGACCGCUUCGCCACAAAACCACACAAGCACUGCUUCUUCGACCUCAUGGACCCAACCCUGGGAACGGACUUCCAAGCCAUCGGCCCCGUCAUGGGAGGAGGCUAUCCUCCAUACAACGCACUGGCACACUACGAUAUUAGCACAGAUGAAACAGCAGUGUACUUCCCCGGAAAGCAGCACUUUGUGCAGGAGCCUGUUUUUAUCCCUCGGGCUGGAUCUACGGAAGAGGGGGAUGGGUAUGUGAUGGCUUUGGUUAACAAUUAUGCAACGCUUUUUAGCGAGUUGCAUCUCUUGGAUGCGAGGGAUUUCGGUAAGGCAUUGGCGGUUAUAUUGUUGCCGUUGAGACUUAGACCGGGGCUUCAUGGGAAUUGGGUGGAUAGUCGUGAUAUGGAGGGGUGCUGA